This is a messenger RNA of Chenopodium quinoa (quinoa), 3905 nucleotides long. Its product is annotated as nucleolar protein 14-like. The transcript is spliced from 14 exons. Gene Ontology annotation, cellular component: Noc4p-Nop14p complex; small-subunit processome; nucleolus. Gene Ontology annotation, biological process: maturation of SSU-rRNA. Lineage: Eukaryota; Viridiplantae; Streptophyta; Magnoliopsida; Caryophyllales; Amaranthaceae. The record is from RefSeq and is a predicted model, not a curated record. Bases 156 to 2939 code for a protein of 927 amino acids.
UCAAGUUCGGCUCACUAACAAGUUUUAUCAACCUAAUUUUAUAAUCCGAGUAUCCAAUCAUAUUCAUAUACACUUGCCUCAUGUGCAGCUCCGCAUAAACCCCUUUCCCCAACAUAAACCCUAAAAACUCCAUUGCUGAAAUCCCUCCUUCAACAAUGGCGAAGAAUAAUGGCACCGAAACGAAGAAGAAAAACAAGAAGAAAUCAAAGCAAUCUGGCGUAAACAAAGUAUCCAUGAAACUCAAUUUAGUUCCCAAAGAUAACCCUUUCAAGACCAUUUGGUCCCGCCGCAAAUUCGACGUUAUUGGCAAAAAACGCAAAGGUGAAGAACGCCGUAUUGGCCAAGCUCGUACUCGCGCUAUUGAUAAGAGGAAGAAGACGUUGUUGAAGGAGUAUGAACAAAGCGGGAAAGCUUCGGUUUUUGUGGAUAAGCGAAUUGGGGAGCAGAAUGGUACUCUUGGUGAAUUUGACAAGGCUAUUUUGCGUUCUCAGCGUGAGCGCCAGAUGAAAAUAAAAAAGACAAACAUGUAUAAUUUAUCUGAUGAAGAAGAAGAUGAUCUUGAUAUCAAUGAUGGACUAAGGGAUGACUUCAAUGACGAUGUGGAAUAUGAUAGUGAUGAGGAAACAGGUCAAGACAGGUCUUCCAUCUCAAGGCUUGGGCGUAAAUCAGUGGAUGCAGACAUAGCCGAAGGGGAGGGAAAUAGGGUGAAGAGUAAGAAGGAGGUGAUGGAAGAGAUCAUUCAGAAAAGCAAGUUUUUCAAGGAACAAAAAGCGAGGGAAAAAGAAGAAAAUGAGAAGCUGGUUGAUCAAUUGGACAAAGAUUUUGAAUUAUUAGUUCAAUCAGAUGCUUUAUCAUCUCUUACUCAACCAAGCAAGAUGAAUGCUUUGAAGGCUCUUGUGAAUCCAAACUUUUCAAAAGAUUUAAAAAAUAAAGAGGUUACAUCAGUUUCUGAUGUUUCCAAGCAGGAUGAACCUGAUAUUUAUGAUAAAUUGGUAAGCGAGAUGGCAUUCGAGAUGCGUGCUCGCCCGUCAGAUAGGACUAAGACACCAGAAGAGAUAGCUGAAGAGGAAAAAGAACGGCUAGAGCGACUUGAGCAAGAGAGGCUGGAUAGGAUGCGUGCUACUGAUGAUACAAGUGAAGAGGAUGGUGAUGAUUCUGAAGAUGAUGUCAAGCAUUCUGCUAACAAACAAAGUCAUGUUUCUGGUGAUGACCUUGGUGACUCAUUCACUGUUGAUGACAAGCCACUAAAUAAAAAGGGAUGGGUUGAUGAAAUUAUGGAAAAGAAUGUUUCAGAGGAUACUGGGGAUGAAGAUAGUGGGUGUUCUGAUGAUUCAGACGAGAGUGAAGAUGAUGAAGAAGGGACUGACAAUGAGGAGGAUGACGGAAAGGGAGAAACAUUGAAGGACUGGGAAGAGAGUGAGGAUGAUCUUGGUACUGAUCUUGAUGAGGAGGACGAGUCAGAUGAAGAAGAGGAAGGAGAAGAUGAUAAAACACAGGAAGAGAGAAAGGACAAAAAGAAUGAGAGGCUUGUCAAUCCUGACAGAAAGGAGCAAAAGAAAACUGCAAUGCUGAAUGUAGGUGUGGCACAGAGUUCAAGGCUUAAAAAGGAACUUCCUUUUACAAUUGAUGCUCCAGGGAGUAUGGAGGAUUUAUACGCACUGUUUCAAGAUCGUUCAAAUGAAGAUAUUAUUGAAGCAAUUAUGAGGAUCCGCAAAUGUAAUCCAAUUCAUCUUGCUGCCGAAAAUAGGAAGAAAAUGCAAGUGUUCUAUGGGCUUCUCCUGCAGUACUUUGCUACAUUACCAAACCAAAAUCCAUUAAACUUUCAAUUAUUGAACUUACUGGUCAAACCAUUGAUGGAGAUGAGCACAGAAAUUCCAUAUUUUUCAGCAAUAUGUGCUCGUGAACGGAUUUUACGGACUCGUACAAAAUUCACUGAGGAUAUCAAAGACCCAGAGAAAAGCUCCUGGCCUUCCCUGAAGACCUUGCUUCUAUUGAGACUUUGGUCCAUGAUAUAUCCAUGCUCUGACUUCCGUCAUGCUGUCAUGACACCAGCUUCUUUGUUAAUGUGUGAAUAUUUGACACGUUGUCCUGUUCUGUCUGUCCGCGAUGCUGCAAUCGGGUCUUUCUUAUGUUCCAUAAUUUACUUGGUGACUAAAGACAAUAAGAAGUACUUUCCUGAAGCUUUAAUGUUUCUCAAGACUUUACUAGUUGCAGCUAUAGAUAAAGAUCCUAAAGGCAUCAAGGACUCUCAGAUGUAUCAACAUCUUCUAGAGUUCAAAGCACCCGUGCCAUUGUUGCGCAUAGAAGAAAAUAUAAAGGACAUUAAGCCUCUGGACUUCUUGAAGAUAAUGAAGUUGCCUGAAGAUUCCUCCUUUUUCAACAGUCAAGGUUUCAGGGCCAGUGUGCUUGUCUCAGUGGUGGAGACCCUCAGGGGAUUUGUAAAUGUCUAUGGAGAACUUAAAGCCUUUCCUGAAAUAUUUUUGCCUGUAUCAGCAUUGAUGGUUAAAGUUGCUGAUCAACAAAAUAUGCCUGGUGUUUUGCAAGAGAAAUUACGAGAUGUAGGCGAGCUCAUAACAACGAAAGUCGAGGAAUAUCACAAACUCCGACAACCACUUCAGAUGCGGAAGCAGAAGCCUGUGCCUAUGAAAUUACUGAACCCCAAGUUUGAGGAGAAUUUCGUAAAGGGUAGGGAUUAUGACCCUGAUCGUGUUCGAGCUGAGAAUAAGAAGAUGAAGAGACUUCUGAAAAAAGAACGCAGGGGAGCUGUUAGUGAGUUGAGGAAAGAUAAUUACUUCCUCCAAGAGGUGAAGAUGAAAGAGAAGCAACGACUGGACGAGGAGAGAGCAGAAAAUUAUGGUAAGGCAAGAGCUUUUCUUCAGGAGCAAGAACAUAAUUUUAAGUCUGGGCAGCUUGGAAAGGGUCGUAAGAGAAGAAGAUAGAAAGGAUUUUCAAUUGUCAAUGAGGUAUUUUAUAGUUCCAAACCAUAUGCUCUGAUAGAUCAUCAAAAGAUGUGAAUUUGAGUAUGGUGUAUGUUGGUUCUCUUUUCUGUUUAGGCUGGGUUAACGGAGUAUGAUCAUCACUAAUUUACGUUACCUAGAAGUGGAAACUGUCAGGUGAGAAUGGAAGAUGCAUGAAAGUUGGAUUAGUGGCUUACUGCCAUUUGAUUGUCAUUUGCUGGGUUUGUGGGAGAACCGACUGGUUUACUUCAUUUUCUGGCUUUGAAAGAGUUAGUAUCCGGCAUGUCCAUUGUACUUCCAGUAUCCAGCAUAUUAGAAUAGGAAAAUUUUGUGAUUUAAUUUGGUUUAUCAGCUACUCAUAGGAAAUGCAAUACUCUGCAGUUUUGCUCUUCUGUAUAGUGUUUCCCUCUUUCUUUCUUUCUUUUUUUUUUUAGGUUUUCUUUAUAAGGUAUCUGAACGAAUACAGCAGGUCUGGCAUCAUUCUAUGUUUUUACAUGCUCAACAAAUACAGCGUUUCUCUUUUAAUACAAGUACAUUUUUUUGAGGAUAGCUAAAUCUAGUGUAAGGGAGAUAAAAAGUAAUUGUUUCAAAUUCAUUACAUUACGCCUAGUGUUAAAUUGGGUACAUUGUACACUUGUUCCAGCAACCUUGAGGCAUUAAGCCAUUAAUAGCUUUUCUACGCAUCCAUAUUAGAAACAUCGGGCUAUGCAUGUAGACGGUCAUGUUAGUAGGACGAGGGUGCUUGUGCCUCUGGAACUACGUCUUGGCAGUGAGGCUGGUUCCUCGUAAGUUGAAGCAGCAUGAAUCAGAUUUGAUUUCUCAUAUUAUCUAUAGUUUAUGAGGAUAAUUCUAUUAUCUUAAACUUCAUGUGUAAUAUUCUGAUUUCCAUUUAAUUUUGUUAUGAACUUUUUCUUACACUGAAGUUACACAUGAUGAUCAAAUUUUGCA